AUGUAAGAAUAAGAAUUUCUUAAAAAUGAGAACAACCCUUUCCUUUUCAAAUAACAAAAAUAAAUUUCUCGUACUGUCCUUCAGUCCCUAGUCCAUGAGUAUCAUAUUCUCAUUAAAGGACUCACUAACCAAGAAUAUUAAGAUUAUUGCAAUGUUAAGGGAGCCUGCGGUUAGACUAUUCCUCUAAUCUUAAUCCUUCCUAUUGGUUUGACUAUAGGUACCUUUUAGUUAGUUUUGCUGUUUUUUAAAAAUAUUCAAGAAGGUCCGGUAAUACCAGCAGUGAUUUAAUUCAUUUUAUUGCAAACUGCACAAACCUUAAUAAUGUACAUGAUUCUUAAAGCUUGCGAAGUUAUUCCAAAAAAAAUCGAGAAUCCUUUAUUAUUUGGAAAGAUAACAUCUUAUAUAUUCAUGUGCUUAAGCAUUGCAGAGGGAACAUUAAUAAUUGAAAGAAUUUCAAACUUCAACUAAUUUUCAUAAUCUUAGUUUUGGUCAAUUUUUGGAUUAAUAAUUUGGCAAAAGGUAAUACAAUUAUUUAUUUACGAUUGCAAACUGAGAAUUGGAAUAGUGAUAUUUUUGUACAUCUAUUAUGUAUUUAGAUUAGAUUGUGAUCUAUUCAACAAAGAUAUAGUCAAAGUCAUCGCAUAUAUAUGUUUGGAAAUAAUCUUCAUUAUAGAUGCUGAAUUAAAAAACUACUCUCAAUAUUAAUUCGAAAAUAACAUGUAAUUUAGAAACAACAAAGAGGAUAUUCAGUUUAUGAUUCCGCAAGUGUAGAUGUAGACUCAAUAAUAGAUUCUAGAAAUCAUUACUAAUUAAUUUCCUGUUAUUAUAUUUGAUCAGACUAAAGAGUUACUACAUAUUUCAGGAGUUGGAUUAAAAUAACUUUAAAUGGAAGAUGAUUCCAAUAAAAUUGACUUGAUCUCAGCAGAAAUUAAAUUAAGAAAAAUGGAAGUUAUACAAUUAAUCUCAAACAAUGAAAAAUUAAAACACAAUUUAGUUUAAUUAAAGAGGAUGGCUAAAUUUGGAUCUACUUGUGGAACUAAUGAAAAAGGAGAGUUAUUACAUUCUCUUAUAAAUGGACCAGCACUCCAGAUAAUUACGUAUUCUAAGGGUAACCUCAAGAGAAUCACAGAAUUAUUCAUUAUAAUCCAGAUGGUGUUUUAGAGUAAUUACUUAAUAAUUUAAUAAAUGAUUAAUAGUCAGAAUACAAAGGGAAUAUCUAAAUUUCAAUCUACCUAAAAAUCCAAUUCCAGAUACUUUUAAUUUACUUUAAUUUAAAAGUACCCAAAGGGAGACACUUUUUAAAUAAUUCUUGAUUUUAGAAGAACAUUACUUAAAUCUAUUUAAGAUUUUAAUUUUGAAUUUAGAAGAACGGAAGAAGAAGAUCUACCAAUUAUGUGUUAAGAAUUUAGACAAAUGUUGUUUUGUUAAUAAACUGUUUAGGUUCCUUUAAAAUUGCUCAAUGUUGAAAUAAAAAAUACUCUCAAGUAUUCUAAAUAGUAAUACUUAUAAGAGGAGUUACUUAAUGUAAACAAUUUAGUUAACUAAUUACAAAAUAAGUAUCAAAAUCAAACAAAUCCUAAUAUUAAAUUACAAUUUUAAAUUAAUUUAAAAUAAAAUACAGGAGAAUUCAAAACUGAUUAAUUGAGGUUGAUGUAAAUAAUGUAGAUACUAUUGGAAAAUAGUAUAAAUAACACAAAGGAAGGAUUCAUUAAGAUUGUAAUCGAGGAUGAUAAGAGAUAGAAUUGUAUCUAAAUAUCUGUUGAAGAUACCGGUAAAGGAAUAAAUUAGGAAAUUAUUUAAGAAGGAUUUAACAUGAAUUAAAUUAGAUCUUUACAUAUUGUUAACUAUUUAACUAAAAUUUUGGGUCCUUAAUUUUAUUGCAAAAAAAUUACUGGUCAAGUUGCAAAUAAAGGCAUUAGAAUUAAGUCAUUAUAGGAUUGUGGUACAUCAAUAUCUUUUUCAAUCAGAAAUUUAGGUUUAGAUGAAUUCUCUACUUAAUUUAUUAUAGAUGACGAAGUGUCUCAGGAUGAAAUGGAUGUUGAUGUAGAUGAAGAUGAAAUUAUGGAGAGAUACAUUAGAGAUGACGAUCAAAUCUAAUACCUAUAAAGAUUUAAUAAAGGAUUACGAUCAUUCAUAAUAAACAGACAAUAAAUUCAAAAGAUUGCAAAACCACUAGAUAUUAAUACUAACAAAAAAUAAACAAAAUUGGUUGGCAUGAUGAAACUUUAAGAAUUAGGAAGAUUCAAAAAUGUUUAGUAAUAGAAUGGGUAUUGUUAAUGCAAUAACAAGUUAAUUAUUAAUUCAAAUUAAGAUUUCGAAAGAGUCAUCAAACAGCAUGUAUUGGAGAAUGUUUAUUUUAUAAAUGAAUAAGAUUCAUUCAAACACAUUAACUUGAAAAUAAGAGAGAAAUAAUGUUAGAACCAUUCUUGCUAAGUUUAUAAAUAAAUUAUUGUCAAUUGUCACAAAUUCGAUUUCAACUAUAGAGAAUUAAUCAAUAGAAUUAUAGGAAUCACUAAUAACUUUAAAAUUAUUGUUUUAAUAUAUAAUUCAAAUGGGGAAAUAGACACGCUAGGAACUUACAUCAUAAUGCCAAUUCAAUUAGAUAUGCUACUAUAAUACUUAUAAGGUUGA
Paramecium tetraurelia is the source of this 2631-nucleotide messenger RNA. RefSeq lists its product as uncharacterized. The record is from RefSeq and is a predicted model, not a curated record. Lineage: Eukaryota; Ciliophora; Oligohymenophorea; Peniculida; Parameciidae. The transcript is spliced from 7 exons.